CUUGGUUGUUGAUAAUAUCCAUGCUGAUAUGAUUGGUACCAAAUUCAUCAGGAUUUCUGAUUCCGAGCAAGUUGAACGCUGGCAAAUAGCAUAUGAGAGUUCAGCGGCUUUGGUCUUUCGUGAUCGUUAUGGUGAAGGUGAUAAAAGAUAUGCCAUGCCAUGUAUAACAAUCAAUAUGUAG
Messenger RNA from Funneliformis geosporum, 181 nucleotides. The record is from the annotation of a GenBank genome assembly. Lineage: Eukaryota; Fungi; Glomeromycota; Glomeromycetes; Glomerales; Glomeraceae.